Molecule: messenger RNA, 6088 nt
Organism: Stegostoma tigrinum
Lineage: Eukaryota; Metazoa; Chordata; Chondrichthyes; Orectolobiformes; Stegostomatidae
Product: contactin-associated protein-like 5
Exons: 25
Coding region: 335-4360 (1341 amino acids)
Source: RefSeq, a predicted model, not a curated record
UGUGCAGCGCACUCUGUGAGCUCUCAGUCCAGCCGCUUGUGGCGCGGCCCCUUCUCUCUCGCAGUCUCUCUCUCACAUCUCUCUCUUGACUCCUCCGCUCUUACGUCCGGAUUUCCCGGUGCAAAUAUAGCCGGACGCAGGAAAACGUAUUGUGUGGCGGGGAGAGUGCAGGAACGGCUGUUUUAAAAGCGGAGGGAAGGAGGAGCAGGCAAUCAGGAGAGCAGAGAGAGAGAGACAGUCACAGUAGAAUGUGCAUUGACGUGGUGAAAAGUGCAGCCAGAGAGCACCAGCAUUGAGCUCGCCACUCUUAAAAGAUCUAAUUGCUUCCAAAAAAAUGAAUUCAGACGCCAGUAACAAACGCCUCUCGUUUUCCCUCUCCUUCAUCAGCCUCUGGAUCUUCUUGACAACAGCCCAGUCUUCCUUGGAAGGAACUGCCAUGCAUGAACAGACCUUUACUGCCAGAACAGACCACAUUCAGUUCAGCAGUGACGUAUAUCCCAGAUUCAUUCCGUAUCCAGAUGACUGCGACGAUCACUUAGUGUCUGAUUUGCCUCAGUUGGUGUUCGAUUCCUCCUCUGAGUUGUCUAACAGUCACAGUCCUGGCUUUGCAAAGCUCAACAGACGCGAUGGAGCAGGUGGGUGGUCCCCACUGGAAUCGAACAAACACCAAUGGUUACAGAUCGAUCUUGGUGAGAGGACAGAGAUUACUGCCAUUGCAACUCAAGGUCGAUAUGGUAGUUCAGACUGGGUGAUAAGUUACUUGUUGAUGUUCAGCGAUACUGGAAGGAACUGGAAGCAGUAUCGUCAGGAAGAUAGUAUUUGGGCUUUCACAGGGAAUGCCAAUGCAGAUGGUGUUGUGCGACACAAAUUACAGUACUCCAUUAAAGCAAGACUGCUUCGUUUUGUCCCUCUUGAGUGGAAUCCACAUGGCAGAAUAGGAAUGAGAGUUGAAGUUUAUGGCUGUUCGUACAAAUCUGAUGUUGCCGACUUUGAUGGCAGAAGUUCACUACUUUACAGGUUCCAUCAAAAGAGCAUGAGCACGGUCAAGGACAUCAUUUCCUUGAAAUUCAAAACGAUGCAAAGCAAUGGAGUUAUGUUGCAUGGGGAAGGACAACGGGGAGAUCGUAUUACACUGGAGCUAAUGAAAGGCAAACUCUCACUGCAGAUCAAUUUAGGUGACACCAAGUUGCAUUCCAUCAAUAGUCAUACCUCAGUAACAUUGGGGAGUCUGUUGGAUGAUCAACAUUGGCACUCUAUUACCAUCGAACGUUACAACAAGCAAGUAAAUUUCACCGUGGAUAAGCACACACACCACUUUCGAACCAAAGGAGAGUUUGAUUACCUGGAUAUUGAUUAUGAGCUCAGUUUUGGAGGAAUCCCUGUUCCAGGCAAAUCAGCGAGUUUUCGGAGGAAGAAUUUUCAUGGCUGCAUUGAAAAUCUCUAUUACAAUGGAGUGAAUAUCAUUGACCUGGCAAAGAGACAUAAACCUCAGAUACAUAUUAUGGGCAAUGUAACUUUUUCAUGUUCAGAGGCACAUAUCAUUCCAGUCACAUUUAUGAGCUCCAGCAGUUACCUGUUGCUGCCUGGCACACCUCAAAUGGAUGGGCUGUCUGUCAGUUUUGAAUUCCGCACAUGGAACAAAGAUGGUCUCUUGCUGCACAAUGAACUUCAUGAAGCAUCUGGAACUCUACAGAUUCAUCUAAGUGAUGGAAAGCUGAAAAUAACCAUUCUGAAACUGUCAAGGACCCAAACUGACAUUGCUACAGGUAAGCACUUGAAUGAUGGGCAGUGGCAUUGCAUUCAUUUCAAUGCAAGAAGGAACCAUGUCAGCAUCACACUGGACAAUGAUGCUGCAUCGACUGUUCAUUCAACUGUACAGAUUAAUUCAGGAAACAGUUAUUAUUUUGGAGGCUGCCCUGAAACUGUCAGAAAUGCUGGAUGUUCAAAUCCCUUUGGUGCUUUCCAUGGCUGCAUGCGACUCAUCUUCAUAGACAAUCAGCCAGCAGAUCUCAUUCUGGUGCAGCAAGGCUUACUAGGAAACUUCAGUGACCUUCAAAUAGACUUGUGCGGCAUUGUAGACAGAUGUUUGCCAAAUUACUGUGAGCAUGGAGGAGAAUGUUCGCAGUCUUGGAGCACCUUUUACUGCAACUGUUCAGGAACGGGCUAUAAAAGAGCGACAUGUCAUAAUUCGGUGCAUGAACAGUCUUGUGAAGCUUACAAACACACAGGGAAUACAUCAGGUUUCUUCUUCAUUGAUCCAGAUGGCAGCGGUCCAGUGGGACCACUCCUUGUAUACUGUAACAUGACAGAAGAUAAAACCUGGACAGUAAUUCAGCACAACAAUACUGAGCUAACGAAAGUGAGAGGUUCCAGUGCAGAAAAGCCUUACCUUGUGCAGCUAAACUACAAUGCUAGCAUGGAACAGCUUCGAGCCAUGAUUAACAGCAUGGACUAUUGUGAGCAGAAAGUGGCUUAUCACUGCAAGAAGUCACGCCUUUUAAACACGCCAGAUGGUGUACCAUUCACAUGGUGGAUUGGAGGAACCAAUGAUAAACAAGUUUACUGGGGUGGUUCAUCACCAGGAGUUCAAAAAUGUGCCUGUGGAUUAGAAGGGGACUGUUUAAAUACAAACUAUGACUGUCAUUGUGAUGCUGAUAAUGAUGAAUGGGCGAAUGACACAGGACAUCUUUUGUACAAAGAUCAUUUGCCUGUGACACAGAUUGUCAUUGGCGACACGGACAGAAUACGUUCAGAAGCUGCCUAUAGGAUUGGACCACUUCGUUGCUAUGGUGACAGAAAUUACUGGAAUGCAGCAUCGUUCAACACUGAGUCUUCAUAUCUCCAUUUCCCCACGUUCCAUGGUGAACUCAGCGCGGAUAUUUCAUUUUUCUUCAAAACGACUGCUUCCUCCGGUGUAUUCCUGGAAAAUCUUGGAAUUAAGGACUUCAUAAGAAUUGAGCUGAACUCUCCAACUGAAGUGGUUCUUUCAUUUGAUGUGGGUAAUGGGCCGUUUGAGGUGACUGUGAAAUCGCCUACACAUCUGAACGACAAUCAGUGGCAUUAUGUUGAAGCAGAACGAAAUAUCAGAGAGGCUUCCCUUCAAGUAGAUCUCCUACCAAGGAAAGCUCAAGAGGCCCCUUCUGAUGGACACAUCCAGUUGCAGCUCAGUAGUCAGCUGUUUGUAGGUGGAACUGCCUCAAGGCAGAAAGGAUUCCUUGGAUGUAUUCGCUCUUUAAGGUUAAAUGGAAUCACCCUUGAUCUUGAAGAAAGAGCCAAAAUUACACCUGGUGUGAAGCCAGGAUGCCUGGGACACUGUAGCAGUUAUGGUAACCUGUGCCACAAUGGAGGGAGAUGUAUAGAGAAGUACAAUGGUUAUUCAUGCAACUGCAGUCACUCUGCUUAUGAUGGACCAUUCUGUAAGAAAGAAAUUUCUGCACUCUUCGAGCCUGGAACAUCACUGAUAUACACAUUGGAGGAAUCUUCCACCACCGCCAAGAAUUUAAGUGAUCCUUCAUCUUCCAUAUCAUCUGAUAUCACGCUCUUGCGGGAGAAUAUUGCAUUCAGUUUUCGAACUACACAUGCACCUUGUAUUCUCCUUUAUAUUGGUUCUCUUGAUGAGGAAUAUUUGGCGGUGACUCUGUCAAGAAAUGGGAGUUUUCAAGUAAGAUACAAACUGGACAGUGAUAAUAAUCCAGUUUUCUUGAGCAUUGACACCAGAAACUGGGCGAAUGGCCACGUUCACAGUGUCAAGAUCGAUCGAGAAGGGCAAGACAUCUAUAUUCAGAUUGAUCAAUUCACGAUUGUGGAGUACACCCUCCCCUCAAAUAUGGAUCUUGAAUUCAACGCUGUUAGGUCUCUCACUCUAGGCAAGAUUGUGGACAGCGAUAAUCUAGAUAAAGAGAUACACAGAGCGAACUCAGAAGGUUUUAUUGGCUGCCUCUCAUCGGUCCAAUUCAAUGGGAUUACUCCUCUGAAAGUUGCAUUGCAAAAUUCAGGCUCACCACUUGUCUCCAUAAAAGGGCGUUUUGUUGAAUCAAGUUGUGGAUCUGCCCUCAGGAGUGAACCAACAGCAAUCACCACAUCAUACUCUCUAACAGAUCAUUCUGGGACGAUUGAUGUGGGUCAACCAUUAAAAAAUUCAGUCAGAGGUGACUCAGCAGUCAUUGGAGGUGUUAUUGCGAUUGUGAUCUUUGUCAUCCUCUGUAUCGUUGCUGUAAUAGGACACCUGUUGUACAGGCACAAAGGCACAUAUCGUACCAAUGAAACAAAGGGGGUGGAAUAUGCUGAGAAUGCCGACACCACGCUGAAGAACAAUUACCAGGACUCAAUUAGUGAAGGCAAGAAGGAGUAUUUUAUCUGACAGUGGUACAGACCCUUCUCAUUACCACCGUUACAGCAGAAGAUUAAUAACACUAACAGCUGGGGCUCACUGACUGGACAAUGAAUUAGCAAUGGACUCUGCAGCCAUAAAGGCCAAAUGUUAGCACAAAGUACUGUACAUGACAUAGAACUGAUCAGAUGGGGCAGAAUUUGUUGUUUUCUGUUAACUGUCGGUGAGUUUAGUGGAAUAGUUAUGCAAAUUCUAUAGAAUUUGGAAAGUGUUUAAAAACAGCUAUUAAGAGGUGAAAUCCUUUACUUUAAGUGGCCCAAAGUAGACAUCUUAUUUAUUUCAAUAGCAUUACUUUAAAAGCUGGCUUGGGAAAAACGGUGUAAAUGUCCACCUUGGCAGUUAAGUGAUAUAUGAAAUAAUUCAAACUAAAUCAGAUUCAUUCAAGAUUCUGGCCAGUGAAACUUCAAUAUUGACUAAAUAAAUGCAUUUUAUUUGAUAGAAGUCUUUUUUUUAUUCAGUGAUCCACUCCAUUCAUUCCAUCAAUGAAGAGUCAAUUGAUUCCUUCCUCCUGUGUCUACAUUGGUAUUGUAACAUUUUUGCACAGACUGGUAAUUUUACAGGGAUGCAACAGAGAAAAUUGGACUACAGUUAGCACAAGAGACAGGAAGUGAGACAGAUUCUAUUUUCCAACAAAUUUGACUUUGGAACAGUCAAAACAAAAGAAGUUUAGGUCACCAAGUUUAUUAAGUGCACCUGGUGCAUUGCAACCCAAAUAGCUGUGGACAAACAUGGAUCUGUUCGAUAUAUGUUCCAUUCACACCUCAACUUGCCAGCUCCUAGACCACAGAGAAUUGACCACCAUCCAGUCUGAAUAAAACAAUACUGCUUUUUGACUGUCUCAACACAGUUUGCACAGCACAAAGCUGCCCUGUGCCUCUUGGUAGUAGACUGGCAAUCUUAUCAGAGACGCUACAUUGUAGACAGUAUAAGGAUUUCUUUUUGAUAAUCUCACCUUUGCAGGAUGGAAUUGCUUCACACAGUACAAUUGCCAGAGUGAAAGCAACCUGAUCCUAGACUGAAUGAUCCUAUCCCUGAACUGAGCCAGCUUGAUGCUAAUAGUAGGUCUCUGUAAUAGAAAGUACUCCCUUCCCGAGAUACUAACAUCCUGCAAAUAAACAUGACAUUAGUAUAAAAAAUGUUUGGUUAUGAUAUGGUCAAGAGAUGGUGAGCACAGUAGUGCACUCUGAGUAGAUAGUUUUCUAUUUGAACUCUUUCAUUCAAACAUAUAAUUUGCCCUUUAUUAUUCAGUGUGUCUUUGGUACAUACUAUUAACAACAUUCAAAACCAACAACAGACUAAUUUAUAACAAGUGAAACCUUUCUUCUGUUUCUACAAUGUGACUGAAUUGCUAUGAUGCUGAAUUUAAAAUGAUUGCUGCAGCCUUACAUAUAUUUAUAAAAGUGCUUUGUAAAGGUGUUCUGUAUUACGACUUCUUGAAGUAUCUCCUUGUGUGAUAAUUUUACAACUGUUUUGUAAAAAAUAAGGAACAAACAAUGUCAUGUUAACGCUCAUCCUGGAUUCAAAGCGAUCAAGUGUAAAUUCAGACAGUUGUCCUCAUUCUUGUAUUUUACACCUACAAGUUAUCACUUUCAUUUAAGAUUAAAGUAAUUAGAUGAAAACAAAAGAAUAUGACAUCUAUAACCUUUUUAGUAAAGAAAUUUUGUUUCAUCCAUUACUGGGCUUAGCACAUGGGGUCAG